Messenger RNA from Hyaena hyaena (striped hyena), 1045 nucleotides. RefSeq names its product spermatogenesis associated 4 (gene SPATA4). The coding region runs from base 27 to 938 and encodes 303 amino acids. The record is from RefSeq and is a predicted model, not a curated record. Gene Ontology annotation, molecular function: microtubule binding. The transcript has 6 exons. Gene Ontology annotation, cellular component: axoneme. Lineage: Eukaryota; Metazoa; Chordata; Mammalia; Carnivora; Hyaenidae. Gene Ontology annotation, biological process: negative regulation of execution phase of apoptosis; regulation of cytoskeleton organization.
GCUGCCAUAGUAACCCGGAAAGCGCCAUGGCUGCCGCCGGCCUGGGAGGAAGGCUGUUGACACUGCCGGCGGCAGCCCUACCCAAGUCACCGUCACUUUCGGUACAGCCAGCAGCUCCCAUCCGAGGGAAGCCUAAGAAAUGUCUGGUCUAUCCGCAUCCACCGAAGAGCUCCCGCCUGUCUCCGUCGGUUCUGCGCUGGCUCCAGGGCCUGGACCUCACCUUCUUCCCCAGGAACGUCAACAGGGAUUUUUCAAAUGGCUUCCUGAUUGCAGAAAUAUUCACUGUAUACUACCCCAGGGAUCUUCAAUUGACAUCCUUUGAAAAUGGAACUUCUCUGAAAGUCAAGUUGGAUAACUGGGCACAGUUGGAGAAGUUCCUGGCAAGAAAAAGACUUAAGUUACCUAAAGAGCUAAUCCAUGGAACAAUUCACUGCAAAGCCGGAGUACCUGAAAUACUAAUACAAGAGGUUUAUACUUUGUUAACACAUAAAGAAAUUAAAAGUAUCCGGGACGACCUGGUGAAUUUCACAGACUACAGUUACCAGAUGCUUUUGCCCCUGGUUCCUAGGUCUACAGCUUCAAAAUUGAUUAAAGAUAACAUUAGGUUAUCAGAGAUAAAAAGCAAUCCCAACAUGCUCAGCAAUGAGCUUAAAGUAGAGUUCCUCUUCCUUUUACAAAUGUUGCAAAGAAAAUUAAGCAGAAAACUGAAUCCAAAGUGGUUUGAGGUCAAACCAACAGUGGGGGAAUUUACUCUCGAUCACCUUCCUAGCCACGCGUCUGAGUGCAAAUUUAAUUCCAGGAUUUCAAGGGAUGGAGUUGCUCCUGUCUUACGAAAUACAGGUCCUGCCAGCAAUUCACUUAGAGGAAUGCACAUGAAACAAGCUCGAAAACAUUCUUUUGAAUCUGCUAUGAACCUUUUCAAAAACACGAAAACGUAACCUUGAAAAGCACGUGUCUGAAGGCUUUGAACAGUCCUGUCAUACUAGAGGGUCGGAUUAACUAGUCGUGGGUAUAUAAGUAAAUUAAAGCGAUGUCUUAUCUGUAA